Hibiscus syriacus is the source of this 730-nucleotide messenger RNA. Its product is annotated as WUSCHEL-related homeobox 4-like. Gene Ontology annotation, molecular function: DNA-binding transcription factor activity; DNA binding. Gene Ontology annotation, biological process: phloem or xylem histogenesis; procambium histogenesis; cell division. The record is from RefSeq and is a predicted model, not a curated record. The coding region runs from base 108 to 482 and encodes 124 amino acids. NCBI's taxonomy places the organism in Eukaryota, Viridiplantae, Streptophyta, Magnoliopsida, Malvales, Malvaceae. The transcript has 2 exons. Gene Ontology annotation, cellular component: nucleus.
GGGUUCGGAAAGAAGUUUUAUGAACCAGAAAUUUUAUCAUGUAGGUGGAAACACAGCCUGGAGGUACGAGGUGGAAUCCAACGCAAGAACAGAUAGGGAUUCUGGAGAUGCUGUAUAGAGGUGGGAUGCGAACUCCAAAUGCACAAAAAAUAGAACAAAUCACAGCGCAUCUAGGAAAGUAUGGUAAGAUUGAAGGCAAAAACGUUUUCUACUGGUUCCAAAACCACAAGGCACGCGAGAGACAAAAGCUGAAGCGCAGCAGCCUUGGCUUUACUCAUUCUGCGAGGAACUCAGCUCCCAUAACUACCAUAACUUUGGAUACUAGGGUGGAAAUAAUGGAAAGAUCCGAUGAGGAUAGUCCAUAUAAGAGGAGGUGCAAAAGCUGGUCGUUUGAGUACUUGGAAGAUGAAAGCGGAUCACCAUGUAAAGAGGAGGAAAACAGAACCCUGGAGCUAUUCCCAUUGCACCCUGAAGGCAGAUGAAAGGCGUUUGAAAGUGGAAAAGAGAGAUAGAAACCCAAAUACCCAAAAGAUAAAAAAACUGCUAGAAAUCGAAACCCCGUUCCGAUUAUGAUAUUCUUCGAAGAUGAUGAAUGAUGAUGAUGAAAUGUGGUAACUUUUUCUUUCUUUUGUUCUUCUUUUGUGUCGGGAAAGAAGAAAGACAAAGUUGUCUCUCCUUAACUCUACUGCUUAUUUAUUCCUGACUUAAAAGCAAAACAGAUUUAUGUCAA